This is a messenger RNA of Ochlerotatus camptorhynchus, 5919 nucleotides long. RefSeq lists its product as uncharacterized. Gene Ontology annotation, biological process: DNA integration. Gene Ontology annotation, molecular function: nucleic acid binding. Bases 1 to 5919 code for a protein of 1972 amino acids. The transcript has a single exon. Lineage: Eukaryota; Metazoa; Arthropoda; Insecta; Diptera; Culicidae. The record is from RefSeq and is a predicted model, not a curated record.
AUGUCAAAACGGUCAGAAAGUCAGAAGCGGGGAACUUCUCCGGUAAAUAAUCCGCCGGUAGGAACAAGCUGCGGUAUCUGUAAGAAGCCAGACGAUAGUCGAAUGGUUGCUUGUGAUACCUGUGAACAGUGGUACCAUUUCGCGUGUGUCAGUGUGGAUUCGAAUGUUGAGGAACGGGAUUGGAGCUGCGAAAAAUGUCUAGUUACAGCAGCUGAAGUCCCAACCGGCACAUCUACACCAGUGGCCACGGGGGGAGCGAUACCAAAGUCGAAUGUCAACAAGCUGCCGGAGACUAGUCGGGAUGAUCUGUUGCAGAAGCAGUUAGCGGCGAUGCAGAAAAGGCUGAAGGAGUUCGAACGUAUGAUGAAGGACAAAGACGACCAGCGUCUGAAGGAGCUCAGAGAUCAACAGAAGAAAUACGACCAGGAGCUGAAAAAUACGGAGCAACGUGUGCGAGAUUUGAUGAGAAACCAACUGCGAUCAACUGGUGUAAGUGGUAGCGGUUCAACAGCGAGUUCGACUGGCAAUCAAUCCCUGCAGGCUGGAGGUUCAAGUACGUCCGUUAAUCAACUUGAUGGAGUGCCGAGAGCGAGUUCGACUGGGAAUCCUCCUCCACAAAUCACCGUGAACCAGGAAGGCACCGAUCUAGCGCAAGAGUUGCAGCUACUACAAGAGAGGCAGGCAUUGGAAAGGAAGCAUCUAGAUGAACGAAGUGUACUACUACAACGGUACGCGAAUGUCGACGGAGGAGCAGCUGGAGGUUUCGGUUUGAAUCCUCAGACGAUGGCGUACCAACCAACUAGGAGCAGUCUCUUCGGCAUCCCAUCGCUUAGCCAAAGCCAAGUUUCAGCACGUCAAGCGGUAACCAAGGAACUUCCAAACUUUUCCGGGAAUCCAGAGGAGUGGCCGCUCUUCCUAGCAAGUUACGAGAACUCGACUAGAAUAUGUGGGUUCAGCGAUGAGGAAAAUCUUCUGCGUCUUCAGAAAAGCUUGAAGGGAAGAGCAUUGGAAGCGGUGCGCUGCCGGUUGCUUCAUCCUACGAAUUUACCAGGUGUGAUCUCGACGCUGAAAACCCUAUUCGGAAGGCCAGAGAUCAUCAUCCACUCAUUGGUCAACAAGGUUCGUGAAAUGCCAGCACCGAAGGCGGAGAAGCUUAAUACACUUAUAGACUUUGGAGUAGCAGUGCAAAAUGUCUGUGCCGCCAUUACUGCGUCAGGUCUGGACGAGUAUCUGUGUAACGUAGCCCUGCUCCAAGAGUUAACAGAGAAAUUGCCACCCGCUAUCAGAUUGAACUGGGCGUACCACCGUCAGCAGUUGAACGGAGUCACACUGUCGGAUUUUGGAGAUUGGCUGGGGAAUUUAGUCGAAGCAGCGAGCAUUGUCACGAUACCUUCCAUCAGUGGUCCCAAACCUGAAAGACGCAACCGGAAAGAAGAGAAUUACGUCAACGUUCAUACCGAUAGCUACGCAGUCAAGGAUGCCGCUUCGAAAGAUCGCCCAGCAGUUGCACUGAAGAGGUGUGCUGUUUGUUCGGAACAAUGUAGCGGUCCUGAAACGUGUCAGAAGUUCCUCGAUAUGGAUGUCGGAUCUCGGUGGACUAUCGUCAAGGAGCAGAAGCUUUGUAGAAAAUGUCUACGGAAGCAUUUCGGCGCCUGCCAGAUCAAAUCACCAUGCGGGAGGAACGGCUGCUCGUUCAUGCACAGUAAAUUACUACACGAUGAUAAACGUUACAGCAAACCCACCGUUCCUGAAUCGUCACCAAGCGGAAGUCCACCGGAGAGCUGCAACACACAUUCGAAGCCGGCAGCAAAGAUUCUUUUCAGAUACGUGCCUGUGACAAUUUAUGGCAAGGAGAAGCAGCUGACAACCUUUGCUUUCCUUGACGACGGAUCGUCGGCAACUUUAAUGGAGCAUAGUCUCAUGAAAGAACUCGGGCUCAAAGGCACAUCUCAUCCGUUGUGUCUCAGCUGGACAGGUGGCCAUCAGCGGAAGGAAGAAGAGUCGGUUGUCCUAGCGCUGAAGAUUUCUGGUACGCACGGCGCCAAACAAGUCUUCGAGCUCCCUGAGGUUCACACGGUUCGGGAUCUUUCUCUACCAAAGCAGUCGAUGCUAGUGUCACAGUUGACAACUAAGUACAACUACCUGACUGGGUUACCCCUGGAAUCUUACGACAGAGUUUCCCCCAGAAUCCUAAUCGGAAUGAACAACUGUCGGCUAGGACACGCCUUGAGAAGCAUCGAAGGAGGUGAAAACGAACCGAUAGUAUCCAAAACCCGACUCGGAUGGCUGGUUUACGGACGGUGUGAGAUGGCAUCCGGUGCAUCGACCGCUGACUAUAGUGGCUAUCAUAGUUUCCACAUUUGUCCAUGCGUUAAGGACGAGGAAACGCAAUUGAACGUGGCUCUUAAGAAAUACUUCUCGAUCGAUUCCUUGGGAAUCUCCGGAUCAUCUAAACCGUUACUCUCAAAGGACGAGGAACGAGCGAUGCAGAUCCUAUCAUCCGAAACGCGUUUCACUGGAGAGCGCUACGAAACCGGAUUAUUGUGGCGGUACGAUCAAGUGCAGUUGCCAAACAAUAAGGCAAUGGCGCUGAAGCGGUUGGACUGUCUGCAGAAGCGGAUGAAGCGAGACCUCGAGCUGGGUGCGGCAGUGCGAACGAAGAUGGCUGAAUAUGAAGAGAAGGGCUACAUUCGGCGGCUUUCAACGGCGGAGAAAUCGCAGAAGCAUUCGAAUGACUGGUACUUGCCAAUUUUCCCGGUAAUCAACCCGAACAAACCAGGGAAGAUACGUAUCGUGUUCGAUGCGGCAGCGAGAGUUAACGGUGUCUCUUUGAACUCAUUUCUCCUUACGGGACCAGAUCAGUUGGUGUCGUUGCUUAGCGUUCUCUUCAAGUUCCGAGAAUUCCGCGUCGCAGUUGUGGGAGACAUCCGAGAAAUGUUCUUUCAAGUCAGGAUGAAAAAGCAAGACCAACGAAGCCAGAUGAUAUUGUGGAUCAGCGGAGAUCCUGAUGAAGAACCGGAGGUGUACGUGGUGCAAGUAAUGACGUUCGGUGCAGCAUGUUCACCGAGUUGCGCGCACUACGUUAAGAACCAGAAUGCGGACAGAUUCGUGGAAGAUUAUCCAAGGGCAGUCGAGUGCAUCAAACACGAACACUACGUCGAUGACAUGUUGGCCAGCGUUGAGACUGAAGAGGAAGCGGUGAAAUUAGCGAGCGAAGUCCGAUCCAUUCACUCACAGGGUGGCUUCGAAAUACGUAACUGGUUGUCGAAUUCAUCAGCAGUCGUCAAGCGUUUACACGAAACCAGUACCACAGAGAAGGACAUGAGCCUUUGUGCGGACAUGGCAACAGAAAAGGUGCUAGGCAUGUGGUGGGAUACUGCCACCGAUUCGUUUACGUUCCGAAUCUCACCGAAGCACAACGUGGAGUUGCUUUCCGGAAGCAGGAUGCCUACCAAACGAGAAGUCCUGCGUAUGUUGAUGGCGAUUUACGAUCCUAUGGGACUCAUCUCCAAUUUCCUCAUCUACUUGAAGAUCCUACUGCAGGAAAUCUGGCGUGCCGGAUGCGGCUGGGAUGAUGAAAUCAACGGGAAGCUAGCCGAAAGAUGGAUAACCUGGGUAGAAGCGUUGCCGAACGUCCGACAAGUGAGCGUACCUCGCUGUUACCGCAAUGCGACGUCUGCUGAAUCUACGAAUACCGUGGAAUUGCAUAUUUUCUGCGAUGCGAGCGAAAACGGAAUGGCUGCCGUGGCUUACUUCAGGUUCGAAGAAAAGGGAAAUACGGAGUGCGCGCUGGUUGGCUCAAAAACAAAGGUGGCCCCUUUGAAAUUCCUCUCGAUUCCGCGACUUGAAUUGCAAGCGGCCGUAAUAGGCGCUCGUCUAGCUGAAUGUAUCACUAACUCACACCGAAUGAAAAUAUCGCGACGGGUUUUCUGGACCGACUCCAGGGAUGUGGUAUGUUGGCUCCGUUCUGAUCACCGACGCUACAGCCAAUUUGUGGCAUUCAGGAUCAGCGAGCUACUAGAUACAACACAAGUAAACGAGUGGAGAUGGAUUCCGACCAGAAAGAACGUAGCUGACGAUGGGACGAAGUGGGCACGGUUGCCAGACUUUCAGCCAAACAGUCGUUGGUUCCGUGGUCCCGAUUUUUUGUGGGAACCUGAAAGUGAAUGGCCUGGCGACGGCGGAGAUCAAGGAUCAACCACGGAAGAAAUCCGUCUCAGCGUUCUUCAUCAUACAAUUACCGAACCUUUGUUAUAUUUUGAACGCUUCUCCAAAUGGAAACGGCUGUUGAGGACAGUUGCAUACGUUCAUCGCUUUGUGGUGAAUCUUCGUAAGCAUAUCAAUAGAACGGCCACAGAACUUGGUCCGCUAACGCAGGAGGAGUUGAAUCGUGCCGAGAGCAUCAUCUAUCGACAAGUUCAACAGCAAGCUUACCCGGACGAAAUCCAACUGAUCUGCAGCAGUAACCCAGGGGUGCAGCCAUGGGAGCGUACCUUGCCGAAGACUAGCCCGCUAUAUAAGCUCAGCCCAGUCAUCGAUGAGCACGGUGUUCUACGGAUGCGUGGACGUAUCGAUGCUUGCGAGUAUGUAGAUGAAUCUACCAAGAAUCCGAUCCUUCUGCCCAGGCGCAACUACGUAUCCGAUCUAGUGCUCGGCGACUACCACGCUAGAUACCGUCACCAGAAUCACCACACUGCGCUGAACCAGAUUCGACUAAAGUACAACAUUCCCCGUCUCCGUACAGAGUUCGAACGAGUUCGCAGAAAUUGUCAGCGUUGCAAAAUUCGGCAAGCGAGUCCCAGGCCUCCAGCAAUGGGGAACCUCCCAGCUGCCCGGUUGGCACCAUUCCAGCGACCGUUUUCUUACACCGGAGUCGACUAUUUCGGGCCGAUGCCAGUGAUAGUCGGCAGACGUACCGAGAAAAGAUGGGGAGUACUUCUCACCUGUAUGACAAGCAGAGGCGUGCACAUUGAAAUAGCACAUUCGCUGACGACAGACUCUUGCAUCCUAGCGCUACGCAAUUUUAUUGCUAGAAGGGGUCCACCGCUCGAGAUGAUUAGCGAUCGAGGAACGAACUUCAUCGGAGCCUCGAGGGAGCUGCGCGAAGCUCUGAAACUCGUCGACGAGAAGAAACUGAUGGUCGAGUUCGUCGGUCUUAACACCAAGUGGACGUUCAACCCUCCGACCGCUCCACAUUUUGGUGGAUGCUGGGAGCGCCUGAUCCAGUCUGUCAAGAAGACCAUGAACGAUUUCGACCCCCCGCGUUUGCCUUCGGAUGAAAUUCUUCGUUCCAUGUUAAUGGAGAUCGAGAUGAUAUUGAACACAAGACCGCUCACUGACAUACCUCUAGAUAAUGACACUGACCCCCCCUUAACACCGAACCACUUUCUGUUAGGUUCUUCGGAUGGGAGUAAGCCCCCAAUCAUUUUCGACGACAGUCCCACUGUGCUGAAGCGAUCGUGGAAGAUGGCCCAGGUAUACGCCGACAACUUCUGGAAGAAGUGGAUUGACGAGUACUUGCCUACGUUGACACGCAAGACAAAGUGGUUUCAACCCGUAAAACCUAUCCAGGAAGGUGAUCUGGUGUUGAUAGCUGACUCCAAGCUUCCGAGAAACUGUUGGCCGCGAGGACGCGUGGUCAAGGCAGUUCAGGCAACCGACGGACAGGUUCGGCGCGUGACCGUUCAGACGUCGAGCGGACUUCUGGAGAGACCAGCGACCAAGAUUGCGGUGCUAGACGUCGGUGCAAACGGUGGUAAGCCACUCGAACAACAGCGGCGUACCGAGGGGGAGUGUCACAACCCUGUGCCUUGUGACGCACCUCUCCUACCACAACAACCUCGGUGGCAGAAUGCACCACAAAAACCUCGCCACCAGAAUCCAACUCCGACCGUGGUUUCCAGCUGUCAAACGCGAUGA